UAUGGUUCUAAGCGGUGUGCUCGCUGCAAUACACCGAUAUCUGCGUCGGAGCUGGUGAUGCGUGCCCGAGACCUUGUGUUCCACGUGCACUGCUUCUCCUGCGCACUCUGCAGCACGCCCCUCACUAAAGGCGACACGUUCGGUAUUAGGGAGUCUGCAGUGUAUUGCAGGUUGCAUUACGAAACUAUGCCGGACUACGGGCCUCACAUGGCGGUCCCUGGUCCUCCUCAAAUGUGUCCAGGACCUUAUGCGGUGCCGCCUACUGGUUCACAUUACCCGCCUUAUCCAUCUCCUGAAUUCGCGCCGGUCGAACCUGAUGUUCCUAAAGGACCCUUCUUUAACGGGGCGGCAGCGCCUCCGCCUCGACAAAAAGGGCGUCCGAGAAAAAAGAAGCCGAAAGAUCAGGAAAUAAUGACAGCUAAUCUCGGUGUGGUUUCAGAACGCUCGAGCGAAAUGGCGGCGAAUGGUAACGAAGCAGGAAAACAAAAUGGCGGAGAAGUGCUCUCCGGACGCGACGCUGGAGAUGGACAUGUACCACGGACCCAUGUCGCUGCCUCCGCACAGUCCUCCGUACAGUGUCAUCGGGGGCCCGCCCAGCCCCAACUCUAUGGACUGCCCAUAGCCACAAUUUUGCGCUUUAUGAGCGCUAAGAGACUGGACGAUACAUUAAAAAGUGCAACCUUCAAAAGCGCCCUUAAUCGAUCGUGUAGAAUGAUAGUGGACUUCACAAGUGUCGGUCACUUGGUCAAAUAUAUUUAGUCGACUCUGUAUAAAAUUUAUGGUUGAGAGAAAGUGAAAUGAAUAUAAAAUGUAAAAAUAUGUAGGAUCUUUAGUAUAGUCUGUAACUGUAACUUGCUCUAUGACGUUUUAUUAUAAAACUGCACAAUCUAACUGAGCAAACUCAAUGGUUCAU
This is a messenger RNA of Papilio machaon (common yellow swallowtail), 913 nucleotides long. RefSeq names its product protein apterous (gene Bmap-A). Gene Ontology annotation, cellular component: nucleus. Lineage: Eukaryota; Metazoa; Arthropoda; Insecta; Lepidoptera; Papilionidae. Gene Ontology annotation, biological process: regulation of transcription by RNA polymerase II; neuron differentiation. The coding region runs from base 58 to 759 and encodes 233 amino acids. The transcript has 3 exons. The record is from RefSeq and is a predicted model, not a curated record. Gene Ontology annotation, molecular function: DNA-binding transcription factor activity, RNA polymerase II-specific; RNA polymerase II transcription regulatory region sequence-specific DNA binding.